Molecule: messenger RNA, 876 nt
Organism: Closterium sp. Naga37s-1
Lineage: Eukaryota; Viridiplantae; Streptophyta; Zygnematophyceae; Desmidiales; Closteriaceae
Source: the annotation of a GenBank genome assembly
AUGGCACGGCGAGCGCGCGCCCCGCCACAGUCGGCUGGCCUCGUUGUGCUUCUCCUCGCCGUCCUUGCCGGCGGCAUGUGCGUCCGCGCGCAAACGACGGGACUGCUCCUCUCCCAAGAAGCCGUCCUUUACACGCUGGGGAGUCAGAAUACGGACAUGCUGCCUGCCGUGGUGGCGGACGAGGACGGCAUGGUUACCGCCCUGUACGCCGCCACUGCCAUUCUAGUGCCACUCUUCGCUCUUUGCUCUUCCCUCUUCCCUCGUCUGCCUUCUUUCUUCCCUCCUCCCUCAUUCCUUACCUCCUCCCUCCUUCCUUCCCUCCUCCCCCGCUCCUUCCCUCCUCCAUUUCUCCCCCCUUCCUCCCUCCCUCCUCCCUCUCUCCUCCCCCUCCUCCCCCCGCCCUCCCUCCUUCGCACGUCCCACUUCGUUCUUCUUCCACGGGGUGAAUUCCGAUCCCAUAUUUUAUCUCCCACCACUCUCACCCCUCCCUUCCCUCCACCCGACACCACCUUCACUCCCCCCACUCGUCCCCCUCACACCCCACCCAACUACCCCGCCCUCCCCAGCGACCUGGGAGGCACAGCGCUGAGUGGCUCUCUGCCCCAAACCAUGAGCACCCUCUCCAAAUUGCAGGACCUGGCCAACCAUGACUUUGCCCAUUUAUUCCCUCCUCUCCCUCCUAAUCCUCCUCUCCCUCCUCCGCCUCCUGCCCCUCCUCUCUCUCCUCCCCCUCUUCUCCCCCUUCCCCCUCCUCUUCCCUCUCCCCCUGCUCUCUCCCCUCUCUCUCCUCACCCUCCUCCCUCUGUUCUCCCUCCUCCAACUGCUCAUCUCGCGGUUUCAGCCGGCUGGACAGGAACAGGUUCACUGGCGGUCUAA